Molecule: messenger RNA, 2799 nt
Organism: Lodderomyces theae
Lineage: Eukaryota; Fungi; Ascomycota; Pichiomycetes; Serinales; Debaryomycetaceae
Gene: SEC24
Product: COPII subunit
Exons: 1
Coding region: 1-2799 (932 amino acids)
Biological process (GO): endoplasmic reticulum to Golgi vesicle-mediated transport; COPII-coated vesicle cargo loading; intracellular protein transport
Cellular component (GO): COPII vesicle coat; endoplasmic reticulum exit site
Molecular function (GO): SNARE binding; zinc ion binding
Source: RefSeq, a predicted model, not a curated record
AUGUCAGGGAGAAGAAGAGCAUAUCCACAGCCACAGUACGCAGCAGGUGCUCCAGGAGGUGCUGGUGCUGCACCACCACCACCACCAUCAUCAGCGGCAGCUUUUGGCCAACCGUCUCAAUUCCAGGCUCAACAACAACAACAUCAUCAACCAAUUAAUGGACAACAACAGCCAUACGGCACUGAACAAUUGCAAAAUCAGUUUCAACAAAUGAACGUUGGUGCUACUGCCCCAGUCUAUCAACAGCCCGGCGCUGACCAAUUUCAAGCUACACCACAACUCAGCUACGACCCAUACCAAUCUCAACCUCAAGGUAAUAUCGGCGUUUAUGGACAAGGUAUGGGAGGUAUUCCACCAACUGUAGCCGGCCCUGCGGGUGGAGCUGCUGCUGUAGGAGUGGGCUAUGGGGGUGCAUACGGCCAGCCAAAUAAUAUUGGCACUGGUAUACAAUUGAAUGCGUUGUACACGACUGAUUUGUCUCGUGAUUUGCCUCCACCAAUCGCGGAAUUAUCAUACCAACCUCCUCCAAUCACUUUACCGGAUACUUCAACUUUGAUUCCAGGUUCAAAAACCGCAAAUGCCACACCUGACUAUUUCAGAUCUACUUUGAAUGUGGUACCUACCAGUAGCUCACUCUUGAAGAAAUCCAAAUUACCAUUGGCGCUUGUCGUCAAGCCAUACAACGCGUUGAAAAUAGAAGACGAGGAUGUCCCAGCAACUUGUGACACCACCAUCAGUAGAUGUCGUCGUUGUCGUGGUUACAUAAAUCCAUUUGUGACAUUGGCUGAAAAUGGAAGACGCUGGAGAUGCAAUUUUUGUAACUUGCUCAAUGACAUUCCAAGUGCUUUUGAUUAUGACGAAAUAAGCGGACAAGUGAGAAACAAGUUUGAUAGAGUUGAGUUAAACCACUCGGUUGUUGAGUUUAUUGCACCAAAGGAGUACAUGGCUAGAGCUCCACAACCAAUUGUUUACGUUUUCAUCAUUGAUGUGUCUGUCCAUGCAGUCCAAAGUGGAUUGACUGGUACCAUCACCAGAACUAUUCUUGAGAGUUUGGAUCGUAUUCCUAAUGUUAACAAGACAGCUAGAGUUGCAUUUAUUGGGGUUGACUCCAACUUGCAUUAUAUCAAAUUCAAUGAAGGAUUGGAGGGCACUGAGGUGUUGGUGGUUGCUGACACAGAGGAACCUUUCUUGCCAUCUCCAAGUGGACUAUUGGUUAACUUGGACGAGAAUAGGGAGCCUAUUGAAAAGUUGUUGCUUGAUUUCCCGUCAUUUUUUGAAGGCACUUCGAACCAAGGAUUUGCACUUGGACCAGCAUUGAAAGCGGGUCACAAGCUCAUUAGCAACGUUGGUGGUAAAUUGGUUUGUUUCGGUGCCAGUUUACCAAAUGUAGGCGAAGGUAAAUUGAGUUUGAGGGAUGAAGCUGGUGUUGCUGGUAAAGCUAAAGAGGCAAAGGCAUUGUUGACUCCUGCAGACAGUUUUUACAAGUCCUUUGCUGUUACAUGUAACUCGUCGCAAGUGACUGUUGAUUUAUUUUUAACGUCGGCUGGAUAUCAAGAUGUGGCUACAUUAUCCAAUUUGCCAAGAUAUACUGCAGGUCAAACCCACUUUUACCCCGCAUGGACGAGCAACAAGUACGAGGAUGUCGCUAAAUUGUCUAAGGAAGUUGGUGACCACUUGUCUCAAGAUAUCGCCUUGGAAGCUGUCUUGAGAGUUAGGGGUUCUACCGGAAUAAGAAUGUCUUCCUUUUACGGUAAUUUUUUCAACAGAUCUUCAGAUUUGUGUUCGUUCCCAACUUUCCCUAGGGAUCAAUCUUACCUUAUUGAAAUGUCUAUUGAAGAGACUAUAAACAAGCCAAUUGUCUACUUCCAGGCUGCCGUAUUGCACUCAACGUCCUUUGGAGAAAGAAGAAUCAGAGUUAUGAAUUUGGCGUUGCCCACGUCGUCCAAGUUGGUGGAUGUGUAUGCAUCUGCUGAUCAAUUGGCCAUCACAAACUACUUCACCCACAAGGCAAUCGAAAAGGCAUUAUCUUCUUCGUUACCUGAAGCAAGAGAUUUCAUCAUUUCCAAGGUGGUGGACAUUUUGAAUAUAUACAGAAAGGAGUUGGUUGCUGGUAAUGUAUCAGGUGCCUCGCCCUUGCAAAUCUCUACAAACUUGAGAAUGUUGCCUUUGUUGUUGUUGUGUUUGACAAAAAACUUGGCAUUUAGAAGCGAUCGUGUACCUUCUGAUCAUAGAGCUGCUGCUUUAAACAACUUGGGAUCGUUGCCAAUUCCGCAAUUGAUAAAGUCCAUCUAUCCUACAGUGUAUUCAUUGCACAAUAUGCCUGACGCAUGUGGAUUAGAAGAUGAAGAGUCUGAAAUUGUGUUGCCUGAGCCAAUCAAUGACACCAAAACCUCUUGGGAGAACUACGGGUUGUACUUGAUUGAUAAUGGCAGUGAAUUGUUCCUUUGGGUCUCAGGUAAUGUUGUGCCUGGCUUGAUUCAUGACGUGUUUGGUACUGAAAACUUGUAUGAGAUUACCACGGGUAAAACAGAAUUGCCUGAAAUGUCUAUUGAAGAAAGUGAAUUCAAUUACAGGGUUCGUCAAAUCAUUAGCGCAAUUAGGGAGCAAAAGGACUCCGUCGUUUGGAAGAACUUGUACGUUGUUGUUGGUGCUUCAUCCAAUGAGCCUAUAGAAAUCUCACAACAACGUGAUCUUAUGGCUUUGAGAAUGUGGGCAUCAAGUUGCUUGGUUGAAGACAAGACUGGAUCUGAGCAAUCGUAUAGAGAUUUCUUGACAUCAUUAAAGACAAAGGUUCAAUAA